AUGCUGAAGAUGCUCUCCUUCAAGCUGCUGCUGCUGGCCAUGGCUCUGGGCUUCUUUGAAGGAGAUGCUAAGUUUGGGGAAAUAAGCGAAGGGAGCGGAGCGAGGAGGAGAAGGUGCCUGAAUGGGAACCCCCCGAGGCGCCUGAAAAGGAGAGACAGGCGGAUGAUGCCCCAGCUGGAUCUGCUGAGUGGGGGAGAGAUGCUGUGUGGUGCCUUCUAUCCUCGGCUGUCCUGCUGCCUGCGGAGUGACAGCCCGGGGCUGGGGCGCGUGGAUAACAAGAUAUUUUCUGUUACCAACAACACAGAAUGCGGGAAGUUACUGGAAGAAGUCAAAUGUGCACAUUGCUCUCCACAUUCUCAGAGCCUGUUCCACUCACCUGAGAGAGAAGUCUUGGAAAGAGACCUAGUACUUCCCCUGCUCUGCAAAGACUAUUGCAAAGAAUUUUUUUAUACUUGCCGAGGCCACAUCCCAGGUUUCCUUCAAACUACUGCGGAUGAGUUUUGCUUUUACUAUGCAAGAAAAGAUGGUGGGUUGUGCUUUCCAGAUUUCCCAAGAAAACAAGUCAGAGGACCAGCAUCUAAUUACUUGGACCAGAUGGAAGAAUAUGACAAAGCGGAAGAGAUCAGCAGAAAACACAAACACAACUGCUUCUGCAUUCAGGAGGUUGUGAGCGGGCUGCGGCAGCCUGUCGGCGCCUUGCAUAGUGGGGAUGGGUCGCACCGUCUCUUCAUUCUGGAAAAAGAAGGCUAUGUGAAGAUACUUACCCCUGAAGGAGAAAUUUUCAAGGAGCCUUAUUUGGACAUUCACAAACUUGUUCAAAGUGGAAUAAAGGGAGGAGAUGAAAGAGGCCUGUUAAGCCUUGCAUUCCAUCCCAAUUACAAGAAAAAUGGAAAGCUGUAUGUGUCUUAUACCACCAACCAAGAACGGUGGGCCAUCGGGCCUCAUGACCACAUUCUUAGGGUCGUCGAAUACACAGUAUCCAGGAAAAACCCACAUCAGGUUGAUCUGAGAACAGCCAGAGUGUUUCUUGAAGUCGCCGAGCUCCACCGAAAGCACCUAGGAGGACAACUGCUGUUUGGCCCCGAUGGCUUUUUGUACAUCAUUCUGGGAGAUGGAAUGAUCACACUGGACGAUAUGGAAGAAAUGGAUGGGUUAAGUGACUUCACGGGCUCAGUGCUACGGCUGGAUGUGGACACAGACAUGUGCAGUGUGCCUUAUUCCAUACCAAGGAGCAACCCGCACUUCAACAGCACCAACCAGCCCCCCGAAGUGUUUGCCCAUGGGCUCCACGAUCCAGGCAGAUGUGCAGUGGAUCGUCAUCCCACAGAUAUAAACAUCAAUUUAACAAUACUUUGUUCAGACUCCAAUGGAAAGAACAGAUCAUCAGCCAGAAUCCUACAGAUAAUAAAGGGGAAAGAUUAUGAAAGUGAGCCAUCACUUUUAGAAUUCAAGCCAUUCAGUAAUGGUCCUUUGGUUGGUGGAUUUGUUUACCGAGGGUGCCAGUCUGAGAGACUGUACGGAAGCUACGUGUUUGCGGACCGUAAUGGGAAUUUCUUAACUAUCCAGCAAAGUCCGGUGACCAAGCAAUGGCAGGAAAAACCACUCUGUCUUGGCAACGGUGGUUCCUGUAGAGGCUACUUUUCCGGUCACAUUUUGGGAUUUGGAGAGGAUGAAUUAGGUGAAGUUUACAUUUUAUCAAGUAGUAAAAGUAUGACCCAGACUCACAAUGGAAAACUCUACAAAAUUGUAGAUCCCAAGAGACCUUUAAUGCCGGAGGAAUGCCGAGCCACAGUUCAUUCUGCGCAGAUGCUGACGUCCGAGUGCUCCCGGCUCUGUCGGAACGGCUACUGCACCCCCACGGGAAAGUGCUGCUGCAGCCCAGGCUGGGAGGGGGACUUCUGCAGAAUCGCAAAAUGUGAGCCUGCCUGUCGUCACGGAGGUGUCUGCGUUAGGCCAAACAAGUGCCUCUGUAAAAAAGGAUAUCUUGGCCCUCAGUGUGAACAAGUGGACAGAAGCAUCCGCAGAGUGACCAGGGCAGGUAUUCUUGAUCAGAUCAUUGACAUGACAUCUUAUUUGCUGGAUCUAACAAGUUACAUUGUAUAGUUUCUGGAACUGUUUGAAUAUUCCUUUCCAGUGGGCAUUUCUUUUUGAUCCUGUUCAUUAAAAGAAAGACUGUUAUCCUGCCACACACU
Loxodonta africana (African savanna elephant) is the source of this 2192-nucleotide messenger RNA. RefSeq names its product hedgehog interacting protein (gene HHIP). The coding region runs from base 1 to 2103 and encodes 700 amino acids. NCBI's taxonomy places the organism in Eukaryota, Metazoa, Chordata, Mammalia, Proboscidea, Elephantidae. The transcript has 13 exons. The record is from RefSeq and is a predicted model, not a curated record.